Dalotia coriaria is the source of this 740-nucleotide messenger RNA. Its product is annotated as cyclin-dependent kinases regulatory subunit 1-like. Gene Ontology annotation, cellular component: cyclin-dependent protein kinase holoenzyme complex; SCF ubiquitin ligase complex. Gene Ontology annotation, molecular function: histone binding; protein kinase binding; ubiquitin binding. NCBI's taxonomy places the organism in Eukaryota, Metazoa, Arthropoda, Insecta, Coleoptera, Staphylinidae. Gene Ontology annotation, biological process: regulation of mitotic cell cycle. Bases 1 to 228 code for a protein of 75 amino acids. The record is from RefSeq and is a predicted model, not a curated record. The transcript has a single exon.
AUGCCCGUUGAGAACAUUCAGUACUCCGAGAAAUACAGCGACACGAAAUACGAAUACAGACAUGUAAUACUCCCACAAGAACUGGCUAAGCUUGUACCACGACCGCAUUUGAUGACUGAAACAGAAUGGCGCAACCUAGGUGUGCAACAGAGUCCCAAUUGGGUUCAUUACAUGCUUCAUGGACCAGAACCACACAUUCUACUCUUCCGGCGGCCCAUUAAUUCAUAAUUCUACAACAGUAGUACAAAGAAACAACUUUCAGAAAUAUUUAUUGUACUUAAAUAUAAAUCAUAAACUUUUCUAGUUUGUUUCAUAGGCCAGUUAUUGUUAGUGGAAGAAUGAAACAACAAGCAACAAUGUAUUAUACAUAACACAACUAAGAUACCAAUGAAAUAAAUUUUUAUAUGAUUUUUAACAAAAACCAAAUGUGUGAAACACAAGAAUGAAAUUCAAAAGGAAAAAAAAAAGAAAACAUUGUUCUAGACUUAAUUACAAUUAGCAAUAACAAGUAUUUCUUUAGUUUUUUGCAUAAACUAAUUACACAGUCAAAACAUUAAUGUUACUGAAACCCCAAAAAGUGUUUACAACACCUCAUCAAAUUGUCAUUGGCUUUUAGUUUGUUGACCUUUCAUCAGUAGUGAUUUACUCCUUUAAUUAUAGGUAAUAAUAUUAAUAAUAUUUACAUAAUUAGUUAUCCUUAUUUUGGGCUUUGUUAAAAAAAUAAAUACACAUAAAAAUCA